CUGUGACCUCCUGUGCUUCGUCACUGGUGAACUUUUUGUGUCGUGACUGACUGGGGCACACACACACGGGCAGCGACAUUGUCUCACCCAUGACUGUCUCACCCAUGAACACGCAGCUUGUUUCGCCGAAAGCACGCAUUAAUCUCUACUAGACAUCUACUUAUGGACAGCGCAGUGGAGAAAGACGUGUAUAGGUCGUCGACGUCAAGUGUGGGCACACAGUGACAACUGCCGUGCACCGCGUGACCCCUCACUAAUGCGUCAAUCAACGGAUGCCGUCGGUCAGCCGACGAAGACACGCUCUCGAGCGUGUCGAUGUGCUGCUUGCUUAUGUGACAAUCAAAUCGCACACACAACAGCCAACGGACACGCAGAAAUGCAAGCGCUCGCCGUCGGCGUGCUGUUCUGUAUACUCACACAUGGGGCAAUCCACCAGAGGGGUGUUCCACUGUCCGAAGCACGUGUCGCAAAAGGCUGACAUCGACACAACAACACGACAUACACGGACGCAGAAACAGACAAGUGGUCGACACGUGGUGGUGGCUGACCCACCUAAGUGUUUGCAGAAGGAGUUGGGUUGGCUGCCCGACAGUCCAUCGUCUGACGAGCGUGUGGCCCUAUGUUUGCUGGCUGGCUCCGUCUCCCCUUAGCGGCCAGACCAUCGAUGAUCGCCUCACGCCGCGCUACCUGAGAGACACACCACCGACAGACCCGUCCAGCGGUGCAGACACGCCAUCACUCGACCACUGUGUGCGCGUGCGCGUCCGCACCUCCGCCUGCAGUCGACUCUUGUCCUCGGCGAGGCGGCUGCUCUCCCCCGUGGCCUCCCUCACCUCUUCCACGAGCUUCUCAUUCAUCCCCCUCUCCCUCUCUACGUCGCUCUCCAGCUCCUUCACCCGCCCAAUCAGCAU
Molecule: messenger RNA, 911 nt
Organism: Vitrella brassicaformis
Lineage: Eukaryota; Vitrellaceae
Source: the annotation of a GenBank genome assembly